Nanorana parkeri is the source of this 1615-nucleotide messenger RNA. RefSeq names its product arginine vasopressin receptor 2 (gene AVPR2). NCBI's taxonomy places the organism in Eukaryota, Metazoa, Chordata, Amphibia, Anura, Dicroglossidae. Gene Ontology annotation, molecular function: vasopressin receptor activity; peptide binding. Bases 1 to 1086 code for a protein of 361 amino acids. The transcript has 3 exons. The record is from RefSeq and is a predicted model, not a curated record. Gene Ontology annotation, biological process: G protein-coupled receptor signaling pathway; regulation of systemic arterial blood pressure by vasopressin; positive regulation of vasoconstriction. Gene Ontology annotation, cellular component: membrane.
AUGCCUGAGACCCAAAGCCCCCUUGCUAGUAUCAGUACCAACAUCACUGGUGAAGAUGUGGACACGCAAAAUCCUUACAUCACGCAAUGGAGCAUUGCUCUUCUAACUAUCAUCCUAUGUCUUGCCACAUUUGGAAACGCUCUGGUUCUAUUUACCCUCCUUAGGCGGCGGAAGCACAAUGCCCUCAUGCACACAUUUAUGAUCCAUCUUUGCCUGGCAGACUUGGUGGUGGCUUUCUUCCAAGUUUUACCGCAGCUUAUCUGGGACAUCAUUGACCGAUUUCCAGGUCCAGAUUUUCUUUGCCGCUCAGUAAGAUAUCUUCAGGUUGUUGGGAUGUUCAUAUCUUCUUACAUGAUUGUUGCCAUGACUUUUGACAGGCAUCAAGCCAUUUGUCGGCCUAUGAUGACAUUUAAAAAGGGUUCAGCUCGGUGGAAUAUCCCUGUCUGCUUGGCAUGGGUGGCGUCCGCAGUUCUUAGCCUUCCACAGAUUUUUAUUUUCUCCAGAACAGAAGUUCACCCAGGAGUCUAUGAUUGCUGGGCAAAUUUUGUGCAGCCAUGGGGUCUUAAAGCAUAUGUGACAUGGAUAACUUUGGCUGUCCUUAUCCUGCCAGCUUUGUUUAUCACAACAUGCCAAGUCCUGAUUUUUAGAGAGAUUCACUACAGUCUGCACUUGGGGACAGAGCGUUCACCGGGGUCAAGACGGAAAGGAAAACUGGUUAGUGGGACGAAUGGCUUACCAUCAAUUUCAGAUUCUGGCGUGACAAAGGCCAUGUCCAAGACUGUGCGAAUGACUUUGGCCAUUGUUCUCAUAUAUGUGAUAUGCUGGGCUCCAUUCUUUAUUGCUCAGCUGUGGAACGUAUGGAAUGAAGGUGCCAAUGACUCACACUUUUCUCUCAGAAUUUUGAUGAUCUUAGCUAGCCUGAACAGUUGCACCAACCCAUGGAUCUACACCAUCUUCAGCAGCAGUGUAUCCAAAGAUAUCCAAGCCAUCCUGUGCCGUUGCUGUAAAAAAAGACCACGCAAAAACUCUCUGCCUGAAGACUCUUGUUUUACUGGUUCCACCUCAUUACCCAAGGAGUCCCUGUAGUGAGCGCAAAGUGGAAGAUAUACAAGGAGAUGGAGGCACCACAGUGCCUCUAGUCAGAGGUCCCAUGGAAAAAAAAGACAGGCAGAAGAUUUAUGGCAAUAAUUGAGGAACAAAAAGGUGGAAAACUCAGAUCUGCUUGCCAGUGAUUUGACCAUGUCACUUAAAUAUCUAAGAUACAGUAAAUUAGGAAUAAGCCACUAUGUGUAUAAGAACAAGCUUCUUUUUUUUCAGAUUCUUCGAUCAAACUGCACCUUAUGAAGUCAAGAAAAAAGACAAUGAUGCAUUUGUUGUGAAAUGCUGUAGGCACCUAUAAGGGUGCUUCCUAAGGAUGUAUACUUGUUGCCAACAACACUUGUCUCAUAUAGGACAUCAAUGGACCUAUUUCAAAUUAUAAAGCAACAGUUAUUUUGAAGAAGAGCUUGUUGGACGCUAAUCAUCAUUUUUAGAGUUGAAGGGCACAGCAAAUCACCUAAAUGACAUCUGAAGAAUGUUAUUACUCUAUUUUCCAAGACCAGAAUUAAAAUCUUCA